GACAUAUAAAUUAUUCACAAAAUUCCAGCUAGCUGUGGUGGCAGUACCUCCUUUUGUCACAAUUUCUUACAAAAUUGUCUGUGUCAUCUUUAACACAAGACAAUAACUCCAAAAUUCCGAUGCCACAUUCCUACUAUCACCUACACUCGGGUUGUUUAUCCCGACAGUCAUUAAUUUAUUUAGCUAUAUUAAAUAAGGGCACAGUAUUGAUCCAUAAGAACCAAUUUCAGUCUCAACCCGGGUAAAAGAAACACACAGAUUAAUGUAGUCAUAACAUCAACAUUGAGCACAAAAUGUAACAGCAUUAUGGAAAAAAUAAUAACCUUUAAAACCAGCUAAAUUACAACGCAAGACUAUGUUAACAAAAUGUGAAAAGAAAAAGGUAUAGAGCCAGAACAUUUUUUUCUAACCCAGUUUACAUUUCAUCCAAACCUUCUGCUAGAUAAGUAGUAGUCUUACAACAAAAAUGUAAGGCAGCAUAAAGUGAGAAGAAAGGAAAACAAAGACGUGAAAAAAUAACUAUACUAAAAAUUCAGUAUUAUGAAAUCUUAUUACAGGGAAGACAUACCCUACAACAAAUUUAACAGGACACUGACAUGCAGUUUAUUAUGGAAUAAUAUUUUGGGCUAAGAGAUUUGGCAAGACAGUACUUCACACUUGACAUACAGCGUCAAACAUUUUGUAUAAAACUACAAAAUCCAAGUUACGGCUAAGGUAAUUCAGUUCCUAUGUUAAAAUCACAUCGUUGAUACAGAAAUACUCCUGUCCUUGCUUGUUACGGGGAUUUAAUUUUACACUUUUGCUAGGGUGGCGUUACCGAAAUCCGUCGGUCCCCCGCGAGCCAGGUGCAAAAGGUGAGGAUAACAAGAUAUCCGUUGUCAGAGUGACAGGAAACGGCACUACAACACCGAACUACAUUGUAGUCCAGUAUAAACAAGCAAGUAGGAAGAGGACAGAUAGUCUCCAAUCUAUCCUGCUUAUUCAAGAAAAAAUAGCCAUACUUUUCCAGCUGUUAGAAGACAAACAAUCGGAAAUUGCCCAAGACCAGUCCGGCUAGCAAAAUCCUACUCGGCCAAGCUGAGAUGCAGUCGCUUUGACGUGCGUGACGUCGCUUCCUUCCAACAUGGCGAAAAUGUAUUGGUAAUAGAGGAAUGAAUAAUCACUGAAACCCUUCACUUCUUAUGUCUGUUACUUUUAUAACUAUAAAAUAAAACACUUUGGCAUUAUUACCGGGAGGGAGGACGCAGCAUUGGAACGGGGACCUUCUUCCUCAUCAAAGCUCCCCACAGAUAAGCCAUGUAUGAAGGGAAAAAUACGAAAAAUAUGUUCUUGACUCGAGCUCUAGAGAAGAUUUUGGCCGAUAAAGAGGUGAAGAAGGCUCAUCAUUCUCAGCUGCGCAAAGCCUGUGAAGUGGCCCUUGAUGAAAUAAAAAGUGAAACAGAAAAUCAAAGCCCACCACAUGAAGACCUGAGGACUAGUUCAAGUACACUUCCACCGGUGAAAUCAAAGAAUACCUUUAUAGAGGCUGAUAAAUAUUUCUUACCAUUUGAGCUGGCAUGCCAGUCAAAAUGUCCUCGUAUAGUCAGUACAUCCCUAGACUGUUUACAGAAACUCAUAGCUUAUGGGCAUCUUACUGGCAGUGCACCAGACAGUACAGCACCUGGCAAAAAACUAAUUGAUAGAAUUAUUGAAACAAUUUGUGGCUGCUUCCAAGGUCCACAGACAGAUGAAGGAGUCCAACUACAGAUAAUAAAGGCACUUCUCACUGCAGUAACAUCCCAGCAAAUAGAGAUACAUGAGGGAACUGUGUUGCAGGCAGUACGAACAUGUUAUAAUAUUUAUUUGGCAAGCAAAAAUCUCAUAAACCAAACCACUGCUAAAGCUACUCUCACACAGAUGCUGAAUGUUAUUUUUGCACGAAUGGAAAAUCAAGCUCUGCAGGAGGCAAAACAGUUAGAAAAAGAACGGAGUCGUCACCAGCAUUUACAACAGUCACCUGUAAGUCAUCAUGAACCAGAGUCCCCUAACCUGAAGCAUUUGCAAGAACAAGCCAUUCUUCUAAUCAAACAGUCUGAAGCUGAAUCAGAGAGGCAGUCUCAUGAAGGUGAUACAUAUAGCCAAAGAGACACUGAACCUGAAAAUGAAUCAGACUCUUGUAGUAUAGAAAAUGAGCAGCCAGAGGCUGACCAGGGAAUACCAGCUGAAAAUUUAUCUCAAAGUACAGCAGAAGUUUAUGAUGGUGACAUUAACGACUAUGAAGAAAAGGCACAAGAAAUUGUACAAAGCAUUCUCCAGGAAGUGGUGAAUAUAGUUGCUGGAGAGUCAGAAAUGCAUUUUGGUGGAAGAGGAAGUGCUGAUAGUACUACUGGAACAUUAGAAGAUGUGAGUGACUAUGAAAACAUUCAAGCUAAUGGAAUCCCUGGGACUCCAGUUUCAAUGGCAUAUACACCAUCACUUCCAGAUGACAGAGUUUCAGUAUCUUCCAGUGACACUCAGGAGUCCGGAACUGCUACAGGGCCUUCUCCUGGUGCGAAAUUUUCCCACAUUCUGCAGAAGGAUGCCUUUCUAGUGUUUAGAUCACUUUGUAAGUUAUCAAUGAAGCCUCUUUCAGAUGGCCCACCUGAUCCAAAGUCUCACGAACUUCGUUCAAAAGUUCUUUCAUUGCAGCUUCUUCUGUCAAUUCUUCAAAAUGCUGGACCUAUUUUCAGAACAAAUGAGAUGUUUAUCAAUGCUAUCAAACAGUACCUGUGUGUUGCACUGUCCAAAAAUGGAGUCUCUUCUGUGCCAGAAGUCUUUGAGCUGUCCCUCUCCAUCUUCCUUACCCUGCUGUCAAAUUUUAAAACUCAUUUAAAGAUGCAAAUUGAGGUUUUCUUCAAAGAAAUAUUUCUUUAUAUUUUGGAAACAUCAACCAGCUCAUUUGAUCAUAAAUGGAUGGUAAUUCAAACACUAACAAGGAUAUGUGCAGAUGCCCAGGGUGUGGUGGACAUUUAUGUAAACUAUGAUUGUGACUUGAAUGCUGCUAACAUAUUUGAAAGACUUGUCAAUGACCUGUCAAAGAUUGCACAAGGUAGAGGCAAUCAGGAGUUGGGAAUAAAUCAUGCACAGGAACUGAACUUAAGGAAAAAAGGUUUAGAAUGUUUGGUGUCUAUCUUGAAGUGCAUGGUAGAAUGGAGUAAAGAUCUGUAUGUGAACCCAAACUCUCAGACAAGCCUUGGGCAGGAAAAACCAACAGAGCACGAUGCUACUGAAAUUAAGCACUCUGAAACCAUCAACAGAUAUGGAAGUUUGAAUUCUCUAGACUCAACGGCAUCAUCAGGUGUGGGCAGCUAUAGUACUCAGAUGUCUGGGACAGAUAAUCCCGAGCAGUUUGAGGUCCUAAAACAGCAGAAAGAAAUAAUAGAACAGGGAAUAGACUUGUUCAACAAAAAGCCAAAGAGAGGAAUACAGUACCUACAGGACCAAGGAAUGCUUGGCACUACUCCAGAAGAUAUCGCCCAGUUCUUACAUCAGGAAGAACGAUUAGACUCUACUCAGGUGGGCGAUUUUCUUGGAGAAAAUGAGAAGUUUAACAAAGAAGUAAUGUAUGCCUAUGUGGACCAGCUGGACUUCUCAGGGAAAGAUUUUGUUUCAGCUCUCCGCAUGUUUCUAGAGGGAUUUCGUCUUCCAGGUGAAGCUCAAAAAAUUGAUAGGCUUAUGGAAAAGUUUGCAGCAAGAUAUUUGGAAUGCAAUCAAGGACAGACCCUGUUUGCUAGUGCAGAUACAGCUUAUGUUCUUGCCUAUUCAGUAAUAAUGUUGACAACUGAUCUUCACAGCCCGCAGGUAAAGAAUAAAAUGACAAAGGAGCAGUAUAUUCAGAUGAACAGAGGCAUCAAUGACAGCAAAGACUUGCCUGAGGAGUAUCUCUCUGCUAUCUAUGAUGAAAUAGCAGGAAAGAAGAUAUCUAUGAAAGAAACAAAAGAACUAGCCAUCACAACAAAAUCAAGUAAACACAAUGUAGCAAGUGAAAAGCAACGUAGGCUGUUAUAUAACAUGGAAAUGGAACAAAUGGCUAAAACUGCAAAAGCACUCAUGGAGGCAGUGAGCCAUGUGCAAGCAUCCUUUACCAGUGCAACACACUUGGAACAUGUUAGGCCAAUGUUUAAGCUGGCAUGGACUCCCUUUUUGGCUGCAUUUAGUGUAGGUCUUCAAGACUGUGAUGACACAGAGGUAGCCUCCCUUUGCUUAGAAGGUAUACGAUGUGCAAUAAGGAUUGCAUGCAUCUUCACUAUUCAGCUUGAAAGAGAUGCCUACGUUCAAGCUCUGGCAAGAUUUACCUUACUAACAGCAAGCAGUGGCAUCACUGAAAUGAAGCAGAAGAAUAUUGACACUAUCAAGACACUUAUUACAGUCGCUCACACUGAUGGCAACUAUUUGGGCAAUUCCUGGCAUGAGAUUCUGAAGUGCAUCAGUCAGCUAGAGCUUGCACAGUUAAUUGGUACUGGAGUGAAGCCACGCUACAUCUCGGGGACAGUGAGAGGCAGAGAAGGUUCAAUCUCUGGAGCAAAAGAUCCACCUCCUGAUGAGUUUGUAGGUCUGGGAUUAGUUGGAGGUACCGUGGAUCGAAAGCAGAUUGCCAGUAUUCAGGAAUCCAUUGGAGAGACCAGCUCACAGAGUGUUGUUGUAGCUGUAGACAGAAUUUUCACUGGAUCAACAAGACUUGAUGGAAAUGCAAUCGUGGAUUUUGUACGUUGGCUUUGUGCUGUAUCUAUGGAUGAACUUGGCUCUGCUACACAUCCCCGAAUGUUCAGCUUACAGAAGAUAGUAGAGAUCUCAUAUUACAACAUGGGUCGUAUCAGACUACAGUGGUCUAGAAUAUGGGAAGUAAUUGGUGAUCAUUUUAACAAGGUUGGCUGUAAUCCUAAUGAAGAUGUGGCUAUUUUUGCUGUUGACUCCUUAAGGCAGCUGUCAAUGAAGUUCCUGGAGAAGGGAGAGCUAGCUAAUUUCCGAUUUCAGAAGGAUUUUUUAAGGCCUUUUGAACACAUAAUGAAGAAAAACAGGUCCCCAACCAUCAGAGACAUGGUAGUGCGCUGUAUAGCCCAGAUGGUCAAUUCCCAGGCUGCUAAUAUUCGCUCGGGCUGGAAGAAUAUAUUUUCUGUAUUUCAUUUAGCUGCUUCUGACCAGGAUGAAAGUAUAGUGGAAUUGGCAUUUCAGACAACUGGACAUAUAGUUACAAAUGUUUUUGAAAAGCAUUUUCCAGCUACCAUUGAUUCCUUUCAGGAUGCAGUGAAGUGUUUAUCGGAAUUUGCGUGUAAUGCUGCUUUUCCCGAUACCAGCAUGGAAGCCAUUCGUCUCAUUCGUCAUUGUGCGAAAUAUGUUUCAGACAGACCUCAAGCCUUCAAAGAAUACACAAGUGAUGACAUGAAUGUAGCUCCAGAAGAUAGAGUAUGGGUGAGAGGAUGGUUCCCAAUUCUGUUUGAAUUGUCAUGCAUAAUAAACAGAUGCAAACUGGAUGUCCGGACACGAGGCCUAACAGUGAUGUUUGAAAUAAUGAAAACUUACGGCUGCACCUUUGAGAAACACUGGUGGCAAGACCUUUUCAGGAUCGUCUUUAGAAUUUUUGACAACAUGAAGCUUCCUGAGCAACAAACUGAGAAAGCUGAGUGGAUGACAACAACCUGUAAUCAUGCACUUUAUGCCAUCUGUGAUGUUUUCACUCAAUAUUUUGAAGUGCUCAGUGAUGUCCUUUUGGAUGAUAUAUUUGCACAACUGUACUGGUGUGUACAGCAAGAUAAUGAACAACUUGCUCGAUCUGGGACAAACUGCCUGGAAAACGUUGUGAUACUUAAUGGAGAAAAAUUUUUACUAGAAACAUGGGACAAAACAUGUCACUGUAUGUUAGAUAUAUUUAAAACAACAAUUCCUCAUGCGUUAUUAACAUGGCGAGCGUCCGGAUCAGAAGGUGACUCGGGAUCACAGACUGAUGUUAGUGAAAAGCAUGUGGAUGGCAUGUUCCAAAGUUCAAUGGAUAUCCAUGUGCAUGAAGUUGACAGGCAAACUAAUGUGGAAAAAAGAUUUCAUGGUCCAUUCGUUACAGUGCCAGGGACAAAUGAAGAGGCAAACAAGUCUAGAACUUACACAAAAUACCAAGAUCAGAAGUUAUUUUCUGCACUCCUUAUUAAGUGUGUUGUGCAGCUGGAGCUAAUUCAGACCAUAGACAACAUUGUAUUUUUUCCUGCUACGAGCAGAAAAGAAGAUGCAGAGAAUCUGGCAGCUGCUCAGCGAGAUGCAGUUGAGCUGGAUGUUCACAUAGAUACACAAGAUCAAGGCAUGUAUCGUUACCUCACUUCUCAGCAGCUUUUCAAAUUAUUAGAUUGUUUGCUAGAAUCACAUCGCUUUGCUAAGGCUUUCAACUCUAACAAUGAGCAAAGAACAUCCCUCUGGAAGGCAGGUUUCAAAGGCAAAUCAAAACCAAACCUUUUGAAGCAGGAAACUAGUAGUAUAGCCUGUGGUCUUCGUAUUCUGUUUCGAAUGUAUAUGGAUGAAAGCCGCAGUGAUGCAUGGGAAGAAGUCCAGCAGAGGCUACUGAAUACCUGCAAUGAGGCCUUAAGUUAUUUCCUUACUCUCACAUCCGAAAGUCACAGAGAGGCUUGGACUAAUCUCCUACUUUUGUUCUUAACGAAAGUGCUUAAAAUAAGUGACGAAAGGUUCAUGGCCCAUGCUGCAUGUUACUAUCCCCUGUUAUGUGACAUUAUGCAGUUCGAUCUCAUCCCAGAGCUACGAGUUGUACUGCGUAAAUUCUUCCUUCGCAUUGGGACAGUUUUUAGAAUAACUCGUCCAUCAGAACAUGAUCACUUCAUAAAGCAACAGUAGCAUUCAACUUACCAUCUGAGUUAAUGUUAAGAAAUGAAUAACCCAUGACUUAAUUACGGGAGCACGUGUAUCAGGAGGCAAAUCAUGCCUUCUGCCUAAAACUCCUUUGAAUGGUUGUUCUGUAUUUGGCAUCUCUCAGAUAGAUUGAAGGUACAUUGUGGAUGCUUUGACUUAUCCUAAGCUUGCUGCACUUACUUUCCUUACAGUUAAGGAUCUCCAUCACUGAAUACUUACACAAGGCUUCUGCUGAGCAUAAGCCAUUAAUCAGUAGCGCUGGUACUUCAUCCUGUGCAGUAUCUUCCUUAUCCCAGUCACCAGUUUACCAAUGUUUCACAGAUUUUGUAUGUGGUCUGUGGAAAAAAUGUUUAUUGUUUCAGAGGAUUUUGCUUCUGGAAGCAACAACGGUCUGUACUUUGAAGGAAGGAGAUCUCAAGAAUGGUAAAAUAAUAAGUUAUAAGUAAAAAUUAUAAAAAGUAAAAUGAAAAAAUGCAAAGUCUGGUAACAUUUUGAAAUUACUUUUUUUACAUAGUGUUUAUCAAAAAUAUCAGCAACUUCUGUGAAAUUGGUUGUACAGAAAUGUAGUUCUGUAAUAUAAAACACUAUACAAAUCUUCCUAUAUUAUUUUUAUUUCAAUGUUUUAUUGAUUUUCUGGAGUUGCAUAAUUUUAUUGAUUUUUUUUACAUAUAUAUGCACUUGGGGUAUCUUCCUGUUGCGGGAACUGUACAUUUUCUCACACUGAGCUGUACUAUAUGAAUCUUGUUGAAAAGAACUAGGGCAGUUUGUACUGAACUAGGAAAAUGUACACUAUGGAAUGCUACUACCUGUAUUUUUUUUAAGUUGGAGCAUUUGUAAAAAAAAAAAAAAAAAAAAAAAAAAAAGGGCAAUUAAAGAUGAUCCUUUAAAGAUUGUAUGUUAAGUCACUGUUAAGAUGCCGGGAGUGUUUUCUCCUUUGAGGUAAAAGUGUCUCCUUGGCUGAGGCUGGUUUCAAGGUGGGUACAGACUUCACUGCUAAAACAUAUUGAUGCAGUUUUGGCUUGGGGUGGCUACUUUCAUUGGAGGUAUGCCAUAUACUGUGAAUUGUGCUAGUAUGUUGCAGAUAUGGUAAAUGAGAGUUGUAAGCAUUCCUUAUCAAGGUUGGUGUAGAAAAUUGUUCUGAAGGAUAAACACUGUAUAUGAUACAUUUAUGUAAAGUUUUAUAUGUAAAAACUAGAAAAUUCUGUACAGUACUGUUCUCAUCUGCCAUAUUCUGAUCUGUUAUAGGUCAAUAAAAUUUCUGAACUCUGA
Protopterus annectens (West African lungfish) is the source of this 8133-nucleotide messenger RNA. It is a transcript of the gene ARFGEF1, whose product is annotated as ADP ribosylation factor guanine nucleotide exchange factor 1. NCBI's taxonomy places the organism in Eukaryota, Metazoa, Chordata, Ceratodontiformes, Protopteridae. The transcript is spliced from 39 exons. Bases 1297 to 6849 code for a protein of 1850 amino acids. Gene Ontology annotation, molecular function: guanyl-nucleotide exchange factor activity. Gene Ontology annotation, biological process: regulation of ARF protein signal transduction. The record is from RefSeq and is a predicted model, not a curated record.